GCCCGAGAUCUCGGGGGUGGGGCGGGUUUCUGAGCGCGAGCUGCCCACCCUCGGGAGGCCCCACACUCCGGCAGGCCCGCGAGGAAGCCCCUCCUCCCGGGCGGAGACGGCUCCCAGGAGUGCCCGGAGGCCGCCGCCGCCGCCUGGCAGAAUUUCUGUCGCUGCUGAGGCGCGGAGUAUGGGGCUCUGAUGGCCAUGGACGGCUACAGGGGCUUUCUGGGGCUGCUGGUGUCGGCGCUGCUCGUCGGCUUCCUGUCCGUGCUCUUCACCCUCAUCUGGGUCCUCCACUACCGGGAGGGACUCGGCUGGGACGGGACCGCGCUCGAGUUUAACUGGCACCCGGUGCUCGUGGUCACUGGCUUCGUCUUCAUCCAGGGCAUCGCCAUCAUCGUAUACAGACUGCCAUGGACCUGGAAAUGCAGCAAGCUCCUGAUGAAAUCCAUCCAUGCAGGUUUACACGCUGUUGCUGCCAUUCUUGCAAUUAUCUCUCUGGUGGCUGUUUUUGAUUUCCACAAUGCCAAGAAUAUCCCCAACAUGUACAGUCUACACAGCUGGGUCGGACUGACGGUCGUCAUACUCUACAUCUUACAGCUUCUCCUAGGUGUUUCCAUCUUUCUGCUUCCUUGGGCUCCACUUUCUCUCCGAGCACUUGUCAUGCCCAUACAUGUUUACUCCGGACUGCUCAUCUUUGGAACAGUGAUCGCAACGGUACUUAUGGGAGUGACUGAGAAAUUGUUCUUUGCCCUGAAGAGUUCUGGGUACAGUACAUCUCCACCGGAAGGUGUUUUCACAAAUACCCUGGGCCUUCUGAUUGUGGUAUUUGGGGCCCUCAUUUUUUGGAUAGUCACCAGACCACAAUGGCAGCGUCCUAAGGAACCAAAUUCGAUCUUUCUUCAGCCAAAUGGAGGUGCUCAAGAGGGAGUGGAAGGCUCAGCAAUAAACUUUAGCAACGUGGACAAAUCAGAUUCAGAAUUAAACAAUGAAGCGGCAGCAAGGAAAAGAAACUUCAUCGUUGACGAGGCUGGUCAGAGAUCCACCAUGUAAAGGGUUGUAGAGAUGUGGCCAUAUCACUUCACUUUUACAAACUAGCUCUACAGUUUAUCGCUUCUUCUCUCUAGCCCCAAGGUGAUUGGGCCACAGAGUCAAUAUUUAUUUUAAUCAUAAAGUAGGAUUCCUUGGAAGAGUUUGUAUUGAUUGAGGCCUAUGAACUUACCUGAAUUGGAAAGGAGAUGAUCGUGUAAAUAAUAGCAGAUAUAAAUUGUGGUUAUGUUACCUCUU
This is a messenger RNA of Puma concolor (puma), 1278 nucleotides long. RefSeq names its product cytochrome b reductase 1 (gene CYBRD1). The record is from RefSeq and is a predicted model, not a curated record. Gene Ontology annotation, molecular function: oxidoreductase activity. NCBI's taxonomy places the organism in Eukaryota, Metazoa, Chordata, Mammalia, Carnivora, Felidae. Gene Ontology annotation, cellular component: lysosomal membrane.